This is a messenger RNA of Physeter macrocephalus (sperm whale), 1926 nucleotides long. It is a transcript of the gene PRLR, whose product is annotated as prolactin receptor. Gene Ontology annotation, biological process: cytokine-mediated signaling pathway; positive regulation of cell population proliferation. Lineage: Eukaryota; Metazoa; Chordata; Mammalia; Artiodactyla; Physeteridae. The record is from RefSeq and is a predicted model, not a curated record. The transcript has 9 exons. Gene Ontology annotation, cellular component: external side of plasma membrane; membrane; signaling receptor complex. The coding region runs from base 37 to 1926 and encodes 629 amino acids. Gene Ontology annotation, molecular function: peptide hormone binding; cytokine binding; prolactin receptor activity.
CUGAUACAUUUCCUGUGGAAAGAGAAGGGAGCCAACAUGAAGGAAAAUGUGGCAUCCACAGUGGUUUUCAUUUUGCUACUGUUUCUCAACACCAACCUUCUGAAUGGACAGUCACCUCCUGGAAAACCUGAGAUCUUUAAAUGUCGUUCUCCCGAAAAGGAAACAUUCACCUGCUGGUGGAAGCCUGGGGCAGAUGGAGGAUUACCUACCAAUUACACGCUGACUUACCACAAGGAAGGAGAGACAUUCACCCAUGAAUGUCCAGACUACAAAACCGGUGGUCCCAACUCCUGCUACUUUAACAAGAAGCACACCUCCAUAUGGACGAUAUACAUCAUCACAGUAAACGCCACGAACCAGAUGGGAAGCAGUUCCUCGGAUCCACGUUACGUGGACGUGACUUACAUAGUUGAACCAGACCCUCCUGUGAACCUGACUUUGGAAUUAAAACAGCCAGAAGACAGAAAACCGUAUCUGUGGAUAAAAUGGUUUCCACCCACCCUGGUUGAUGUAAGAUCUGGUUGGCUCACACUCCAGUACGAAAUUCGAUUAAAACCUGAGAAAGCAGCUGAGUGGGAGACUCAUUUCGCUGGGCAGCAGACUCAGUUUAAGAUUCUCAGCUUAUAUCCAGGACAGAAAUACCUUGUCCAGGUUCACUGCAAGCCAGACCAUGGAUUCUGGAGUGAGUGGAGCCCAGAGAGCUCCAUCCAGAUACCUAAUGACUUCUCAAUGAAAGAUGCAACCGUGUGGAUCUUUGUGGCCGUUCUUUCUGCUGUCAUCUGUUUGAUUAUGGUCUGGGCAGUGGCUUUGAAGGGCUACAGCAUGGUGACCUGCAUCCUCCCUCCGGUUCCUGGGCCAAAAAUAAAAGGAUUUGAUACUCAUCUGCUGGAGGUAAUGCCAGAGAAGGGCAAGUCCGAAGAACUUCUGAGCGCCCUGGGAUGCCAAGACUUCCCUCCCACUUCCGACUGCGAGGACUUACUGGUGGAGUUCUUAGAGGUGGAAGACACCGAGGGCCAGCAGCUGAUGCCAGCUCCCUCCAAAGGACAGCCGGGGCCAGGCGCGAAGCCCACGUGCUUGGACCCCGACAGCGACUCUGGCCGGGGCAGCUGCGACAGCCCUUCCCUUUUGUCUGAAAAGUGUGAUGAACCUCGGGCCAAUCCCUCCAAGUUCUACUCUCCCGAGGGCCUUGAGAAGGCAGAGAAGCCUGAAACAAACGUUACCCAGCCCCAGGGCCCUCCGAGCACAAGCGUGGAAGGCGAAAUGCCCUCUUUUCAUGCCAGCGGAUCCCAACCUUCAACGUGGCCUUUGCUGCAGCCCCCCAGCCCGCACUACUCCAGGUCAUCUUACCACAGCGUUGCGGAUGUGUGUAAGCUGGGCCUGGGCACGGCAGGUGCUGCAUCCACUUUGUUGCACAAAACAGACACACGUGGUUUAAGACCCUCGCAAACCAUGGGGACUGGCGGGGAAGGAAAGGCAGCUGAGCAGGGGGAGUCGGAAAGCUUCCGUUCCGAGACGGACCAAGACGCGGCACGGCCGCUGCCCCCGGACAAGGCCCCCUUGAUCUCUGCUAAGCCCUUGGAGUACGUGGAGAUCCACAAAGUCAGCCAAGAUGGAGCGCUGGCCCUGCUCCCGAAACCAAACGCGAACAGCGGCCCGGCGGAGAAGACCAGCACCCCUGAAACCAGCAAGGAGUACUCGAAGGUGUCCCGGGUGAUGGAUAACAACAUCCUGGUGUUGGUGCAGGAUCGGCGAGCGCAAAACCUGGCUCCGUUUGAAGAACCAGCCAAGGAGGCCCCGCCAUCCCUGCCACAGAAUCCAGCCGAGGUAGACCUGGCCUCCUUCCCCGCGGCCCCGAGCAACUGCAGACUCCAGCUCGGUGGGUUGGAUUACCUGCAUCCCACAGGUUUUAUGCACUCCUUUCAGUGA